CGCUGCGCUCAGAAAGAAUCUCGGUCAGCAGUGCAGCAGCAGAAGUUGCGCGGCGGCAGGCAGAGUGACAUACACUCACAUUCAGUCACACUUGGGUGUUGUGUAGGUCGGGGUAACAUCGAUUCUGAGGGCUUUGCGAGUGUUGUUGUUGAUCGUGUGGAUUAAACGCGUUGAUUGAAUGAUCGACUGUAUGGAGGACGCCGUGGAUAUGUAGUUUCUUUAACUUUUACGAACCGUUUGGGGACUAUUACAUCUCAUUAUUUUUUUCAGCUGGAACGAUUGGAUUUACAGUGAGAACCAUCAUGCCGGAGAGAAUCAGCAUUUCAGACUUUGUGUCUUUGGCAAAUGAAGACAUAACGUCCCCAGGAACUUCAUGUUUUCAGUCCAGAAUGAGCGAAUGUCGGAACACAGUGACCGCACUCGAAGAGUCUCUGGAUGUGGAUCAGACUGCUCUGCAGAGGCUGAAGAAGUCUGUGAAGGCCAUACACAACUCUGGAAUAACGCAUGUGGAGAAUAAGGACCAGUAUAUCGAGGUGCUGGAGAGCCUGGGCAACAGCCACCUGUGCCAGGACAACAACGAGGUGUCCACGGGGUUCCUCAACCUGGCCGUCUUCACACGAGAGGUCACCGCUCUCUUCAAAAACCUGGUGCAGAACCUGAACAACAUCCUGUCCUUCCCCCUGGAGAACGUCCUGAAGAACGAGCUGAGGGACAGCAGACUGGAGUUGAAGAAGCAGAUGGAGAGGAGUUGGAAGGACUAUGACGUCAAAGUGAGUAAGUUGGAGAAGGAGCGUCGUGAGAAGCAGAAGACGGGUCUGAUCAGACUUGAGAAUGACAUCACAGAAGACAUGGAGCGAGAGAGGAGGACCUUUCAACUGCAGAUGUGUGAGUACUUACUGAAGAUCCAGGAGCUGAAGAUCCGACAGGGUCCAGAUCUCUUGCAGAGCCUUAUCAAGUACUUCCAGGCCCAGCUCACGUUUUUCCAGGAUGGUCUAAAAGCUGCCGAGAACCUCAGUCCCUUUGUGGAGAAGCUGGCCACCUCUGUGCACACGGUACGUCUGGAGCAAGACGAGGAGAUGCGUCAGCUGUCUCACCUGCGGGACUCUCUGCGCACAGCUCUACAGGUGGAGGGCAAAGAGGAGUAUAUGAACCGUAAGAACUCGGGGCACGGCUACAGCAUCCACCAGCCCCAGGGGAAUAAGAAGUAUGGCACGGAGAAGUCAGGCUUCCUGCUCAAGAAGAGUGACGGAAUCCGUAAGAAGUGGCAGAAGAGGAAGUGUGGUGUGAAGUACGGAUGCCUGACAAUCUCGCACAGCACGAUAAACCGGCCACCGGCGAAGCUGAAUCUGCUGACCUGUCAGGUGAGAGCCAACUCGGACGACAGGAGGACCUUCGACCUAGUCACCCACAAUCGCACCUACCACUUCCAGGCUGAAGACGAGCAGGACUGCAUGAUCUGGGUGUCGGUGCUGCAGAACAGCAAGGAGGAGGCGUUGAACACGGCCCUGGGAGGAGACCAGCAGGACAGCGGCCUCCAGGAGCUCUCCAGAGCCAUCAUCUCAGGCCUGCACAGCAUGCCAGGCAACGAGGCCUGCUGCGACUGUGGAGCGCCAGAGCCCACCUGGCUCUCCACCAACCUGGGCAUCCUCACCUGCAUAGAAUGUUCCGGAAUCCACCGGGAGCUGGGCGUGCACUACUCUCGUAUCCAGUCGCUCACCUUGGACGUGCUCAGCACCUCCGAGCUCCUGCUAGCAGUCAGCAUCGGCAACACCCGCUUCAAUGACAUCAUGGAGGCCAACCUGCCCAAUGACUCGGUCAAACCAGUUCCCCGGAGUGACAUGACGGCCAGGAAGGAGUACAUCAUAGCCAAGUAUGCUGAGCGCCGCUACGUGCUCCGCAAGGAGGAGUCGGAUCCGUACGGGGUGUACGAGGCCGUCAAGACACGAGACCUCACCGCCCUGCUGCAGCUCUACGCCCAGGGGGAGGACCUGGCCAAGCCUGCUGCCCUGCCCGACACACAGGACUUGAAGGAAACGGCCCUCCACCUGGCUGUCAGGAUGGCUGACAGGAGCUCACUGGCCCUAGUGGACUUCCUCACCCAGAAUAGUGGUUCUCUGGAGAAGAAGACUGUGGAAGGGAACACUGCCCUGCAUUACUGUGCUCUGCACAAUAAGACAGAGUGCCUCAAACUACUGCUGAAGGGGAAAGCUGGCCUCACCACAGUGAACACGUCGGGAGAGACGGCGUUAGACGUCGCCAAAAGAUUGCAACACACCCAUUGCACAGAGCUGUUGGAGUUGGCCCACAGUGGCAAGUUUAACUCCCAGAUCCACGUGGAGUACAUGUGGGAGACGCCUCAGGAGUUCAUGUAUGACAGCGAGGAUGAUCUGGAUGAGAGGGUGAACCCUCCUCAGCGGGGUCUGCGCUCUCCACUGCCCCUCAAUGGCAGCAUGCUGAACUGCGGCUGGAAUAACGGCAGCAGUAGCAGCGUGGCCAAUAAGACGUACGAGAACGUGGACUUCCUGUACCGUAACCCCCCUGCCAACAGCGCCCCCUCUGGCUCCAUGCCGCCACCGCUACCUGCCAAAGGCAUACAUAGAGGUCGCUCGGACCCCCAGAUCUCCGCCUCGGUCAUGGAGGGUGCCAACAUCCCCACGCGCCUCUGCUCAUCCCAGCGCCACGUUGGGGGUCAUGGCCCCCCCUCCCCGAGGGCCGAGAGCCAGCAAGGCGGGGUCCGCAGUAGGCUCCAGCGCUCCCCCCACGGGGGCAUCGUGAGGGGCCAGAGGCAGGCCAUGUCUUGGGACGGACAGCCCCCCAACGGGGCCGCACACACGGGGGAGAGCAAGAGCAACAGCAGCAGUAGCAGCACGUCUCCGCAGAACCACCUGGGACCUAUCUGCUCAGAGAAGACCACCUCAUACCGGCGCACCAGUAGUGGGGGCCAGGGUAAGGGUGGGGGGGUCUCCCCCAGCUACAUGGGCAGCCAGGAGGAUGUGUACUGCAGCCUGGUGGCCAGCUCCCCCAGCCCUGCCACUGCCACCGCCACCCCCACCCCCACCAGCGCCCCCAUGGCAGUACCCUUCAGCCUCCCCCCUCCACCACGCACGCGCAGGAACGCCAUGGUGUCUCAGAUUAAGCCCCGCCUGAAGAAGGUCCAGGCCCUGGUGGACUGCCGAGCGGUCAGCUCCAACCAGCUGGCCUUCUUCAAGGAUGAGGUCAUCAUCGUCACGGCAACCGAUGACCCCUACUGGUGGUUUGGCCACAUUGAUGGAGACGCGAGCAGAAGCGGAGUGUUUCCAGUAAACUACGUCAACAAGCUGGGAGAGUGGCCCACCAGGGACCAAUAAGAGACAGUGUCUCUGUGAUGCCAUCCCCUACUCCACCAAUCACAGAGAAGAACACACACCUGAAUGCCACUGAAGCCCUGAAAACCACCAAACACAUUUCGGAGAUUGUUCAAAAUUUGCCAAUGGAUUCAUGCUUUUACAUGGCUGAGGGGAAAAGAACACUCAGAACUGGAAUGGAACUUUGGAAUCUUAACCGUCAUGGAAUGCCCCACAAGACAAAGACAGUCAUGUGACUGCCCACUGAACAUUGGACAUGCACCAGAGGGCUCUGUUACAGAACAAACUGUAAUAAUGUGGUGUCACAACGGUGGUUUUCAAUAGUGGAAAUUGGAAAAUUGUGAAACAAGAGACAAGAAAGGACCUUGAACAGCAUGUACUUUAUUGCAGCUGGAGUUUCUCUCUUCUCCUCAGACAGACAGUAGCGCUAGACGUCCAGCCCAGUGUAUGAAAGUACAGUAUGUUGUGGAGGAGCCAGCAGUGCUGGUAUCUUCAGGCCCCAAAGGUCACCACACAGCGCAGCACAUGGAGACAGGAGUGGGGAGAUAUGCCUACCUGCCCCUGGGCCAAGUGACAUAGACUGGAGACUGUGUGAGCCUGUGUGCUCUGUUGGCUUUGAUGAGCUAAGAGGUGCGUGCGUGCAAGUCUGUGUGCGUGUGUGCGUGCGUGCCCCACUGGUUCCCAUUCAGAAACGCAGUGUACCGAGAACAGGUGUGCGACCCGGAGCUCCGUUAUUCCGUGUGGAAUGCAAUAAAGCCUCCAGUGUACGGCAGCACGUCUCUCUGCUAAGCUCCAAGAGCUACCUGUCCAGCCACCCCCUUCUCAUUUCAAAUGGCUUUGCCUGCACGAAUUACAAGCCUUUAGAGUAUAUUGAAUCGCAAGACCAUCGGGCUGACAAGAAAAAAAAGAAAAAAAAAUCAGCUGCCAA
Molecule: messenger RNA, 4272 nt
Organism: Engraulis encrasicolus (European anchovy)
Lineage: Eukaryota; Metazoa; Chordata; Actinopteri; Clupeiformes; Engraulidae
Gene: asap3
Product: ArfGAP with SH3 domain, ankyrin repeat and PH domain 3
Exons: 26
Coding region: 303-3347 (1014 amino acids)
Biological process (GO): positive regulation of GTPase activity
Cellular component (GO): cytoplasm
Molecular function (GO): protein binding; GTPase activator activity
Source: RefSeq, a predicted model, not a curated record